AUGGGCAAGCGCAAGAGCUCGAGUAAGCCCCAGGGACCCAAGAAGAAGGACCCCCUGCCGACUAAGUUCACAUGUCUCUUCUGCAACCACGAAGACUCGGUUGCCGUGAAGCUGGAUAAGAAAGCGGGCGUCGGGUCACUGGAUUGCAGAGUGUGCGGCCAAAUGUUCCAGUGUAGCAUCAACUACCUUUCGGCUGCAGUUGACGUUUACGGAGAAUGGGUAGAUGCUGCGGACGCCGUGGCCAAAGAAGCAGGCUCUGCUGGUGGAAGCGGCCUGAGUAAGACCUCUAGUGGUCGCCGCGCACCUCCGACCCGAGCAGUGAACGAUGACGAUGAUGACGAUAGAAGAUAUGGUGGAGAGGGUAUCGACGCAGAUGACGAUGAUUACUAG
Molecule: messenger RNA, 390 nt
Organism: Colletotrichum truncatum
Lineage: Eukaryota; Fungi; Ascomycota; Sordariomycetes; Glomerellales; Glomerellaceae
Biological process (GO): transcription elongation by RNA polymerase II
Cellular component (GO): transcription elongation factor complex
Molecular function (GO): RNA polymerase II complex binding
Source: RefSeq, a predicted model, not a curated record